Messenger RNA from Pipistrellus kuhlii (Kuhl's pipistrelle), 1993 nucleotides. It is a transcript of the gene ST8SIA2, whose product is annotated as ST8 alpha-N-acetyl-neuraminide alpha-2,8-sialyltransferase 2. The transcript is spliced from 6 exons. Bases 65 to 1192 code for a protein of 375 amino acids. Gene Ontology annotation, molecular function: alpha-N-acetylneuraminate alpha-2,8-sialyltransferase activity. Lineage: Eukaryota; Metazoa; Chordata; Mammalia; Chiroptera; Vespertilionidae. The record is from RefSeq and is a predicted model, not a curated record. Gene Ontology annotation, biological process: oligosaccharide metabolic process; N-glycan processing.
UGCCCGGCUGCGCCCCGCUCCCCGCUCCGGCCCGCACGGUCCCUCCCGGGGGCGCGAAGCCACCAUGCAGCUGCAGUUCCGGAGCUGGCUGCUGGCUGCGCUCACGUUGCUGGUGGUCUGCCUCAUCUUCGCGGACAUCUCGGAGAUCGAGGAAGAGAUCGGGAAUUCCGGAGGCAGAGGUGCAAUCAGAUCGGCCAUGAACAGCUUACAUAGCAAAUCUAAUAGAGCUGAGGUUGUAAUAAAUGGCUCCUCACCGCCAGCUGCUGUUGACAGAAGCAACGAGAGCAUUAAACACCACAUCCAGCCGGCCUCUGCCGCGUGGAGGCACAACCGGACACUGACUCUGAAGAUCAGGAAACAGAUCUUGAAGUUCUUGGAUGCCGAGAAGGACAUUUCCGUCCUCAAGGGGACCCUGAAGCCCGGGGACAUCAUCCACUACAUCUUCGACCGAGACAGCACCAUGAACGUGUCCCAGAACCUGUACGAGCUGCUGCCCAGGACCUCACCGAUGAAGAACAAGCACUUCCGGACCUGCGCCAUCGUGGGCAACUCGGGCGUCCUGCUGAACAGCGGCUGCGGGCAGGAGAUCGACACGCACAGCUUCGUCAUAAGGUGCAACCUGGCCCCCGUGCAGGAGUACGCCCGGGACGUGGGGCUCAAGACGGACCUGGUGACCAUGAACCCUUCGGUCAUCCAGCGUGCCUUCGAGGACCUGGUCAACGCCACGUGGCGGGAGAAGCUGCUCCAGCGGCUGCACAGCCUCAACGGCAGCAUCCUGUGGAUCCCCGCCUUCAUGGCCCGGGGCGGCAAGGAGCGCGUGGAGCGGGUCAACGAGCUCAUUCUCAAGCACCGGGUCAACGUGCGCACUGCGUACCCGUCCCUGCGCCUGCUGCACGCCGUCCGCGGAUACUGGCUGACCAACAAGGUCCACAUCAAGAGACCGACCACCGGCCUCCUGAUGUACACCCUGGCCACGCGCUUCUGCAACCAGAUCUACCUCUACGGCUUCUGGCCCUUCCCGCUGGACCAGAACCAGAGCCCCGUCAAGUACCACUACUACGACAGCCUCAAGUACGGCUACACCUCCCAGGCCAGCCCCCACACCAUGCCCUUGGAGUUCAAGGCCCUCAAGGGUCUGCACGAGCAGGGCGCUUUGAAACUGACUGUCGGCCGGUGUGACGGAGCCACGUAAGCGGGCUCCCGGCGGGACGCGGUGGCUCACAGUCUCCUGCCAGUUACGCCACGGGCAGAUAUGGGAGUCGGGGUGGCACAAACUCUAGAAACAAGCAGGCUAGUGGUUUUCUUUGUUCAAGUGUAAAACAGUGACCAGAAUAUAUAUAUAGAUAUAUAUAUAUCUCUACCUGCAUAUAUAUAUUGACCUGAGUAUGUAUGACUGUAUGGUGUUCAGCUAGCAUUAGGCAGAUAAGCCACAGGAAGAAGGUAUGGAGAACCCGCCGGAAUGGAGACCCAUCUCUGGGGGGAUGAGAAGAAGCCAGUGCCAUGACUUUGGAUGACAGACUGACUGCCUCCUGGGUUGGAGGGAUCUUCGGGCUCAUGGGCCUGAGCCUCUGAGACACGUGGGUUCUGGGUGAGCCAAGACCUGAGGGGACAACGUGACCCUAGUCUAAACGGUGCCGUUCACGGAGGAGUAGGAGGUCGGACCGAUCAGCUGGGCAGAGGAGCAUGCAGAUGCCAAGAAGCAGGGGCCACGUCCGAGUUGAAGGCGAGGGAUGAACCGCAGGUGGCCCGCCUGCCCCAGACAGGCUUCAGCAGCUACGGAGAGAUGGCCAGAGAAGACACGACAGACGGUUUAUGCUCUGGCUUCGAGAGAACCCCCGCGCACCCGGGACGGAGCAGGCAGAGGACAGCGGAGAGCAGGGGUGUUGCAAAUUGUGCUUUUGGAAAACUGCAACCUACCGCUAGGGGGCGGCACUCCCGCCCCGGAACAGACCAGGAGAGGGUCCCAAAUAUUGCUGCAGUGGGUGUUCUCAAA